AUGGGAUGUGGUGUCUCCAAGUCAAGCCAGUUUAAUAAACACCCAGGAAAAGCUGUCACAACCAUAAGAGCGGCUGUCUUGAUACAGCGAUGGUAUCGUCAGUACGUCGCUCGAACAGAAAUGAGGCGGAGGUGCACCUGGCACAUCUUCCAGUCCAUCGAAUAUUCGGGAGAACAGGCACAAAUCAAACUUUACAAUUUCCUUGGGUAUCUCAUGGACAAUUUCACUCCAUCAAGCAACGAACGUAAAUUAAUCUCCCACAUCUUCAGAGAAAAUGAUGUGUGUCACGACGCAGAAUGGGAGCGGUAUUUCUGCUACAAGAACAUUGAGGUGCCGGAGCUCUACUCAGGUCCCCAUUUAACCUUUCCUCUGACAGUGGAGCAGGCCAUGGGGUUGGUGGAGGCUUUUAGGAACAAAAAGCAACUGCACUCUCGCUACGUUCUCCAGCUGCUUCUCCAGACGUGGAGACUGCUCCGAAAGUUACCCAACAUAAACCGCAUUUCAACUUGUCACAGCAAAGAAAUAACUAUUUGUGGUGAUUUGCAUGGCCAGCUGGAAGAUCUCCUGCUUAUUUUCUACAAGAAUGGCAUGCCGUCCAUGGAGAAGCCCUAUGUGUUUAAUGGAGAUUUUGUGGACCGGGGACAAGACUCGAUUGAGAUCCUCAUUAUUUUGUUUGCAUUCCUGCUGCUGUAUCCAAGCGAUGUCUAUCUGAACAGAGGAAAUCAUGAGGACCACAUAGUUAACCUCAGGUAUGGCUUCACUAAAGAAGUCUUAACCAAAUAUAAGAUGCAUGGCAAGCGGAUUCUAAAGCUGCUACAAAAGAUUUUCAGCUGGUUACCAUUAGCAACAGUAAUUGAUCAGAGAGUUUUGGUUAUCCAUGGUGGAAUUUCAGACAGCACAGACCUUGGUAUCAUUGCAAGGGUGGACAGACACAAAUAUAUUUCAGCAUUGAGGCCUCCAAAGAGAAGACAUACAAGUUCAGCUGGAAUAUCCCUCGACUCUGAAGCUGAUGAGGAGUGGUCCAACACUAAGUUCCUGCAGCGGAGAGCCUCUAUGACGUACCCUAAACCAUUUGGGUCUAGGAGCAGCUUCCAGAAUCGCUCACUCCAAGACUUCUCAGAUCGGAUCAGAGAGAAAGUGGAGGACGAGCUGGAGAUGUGCAGGAGGAGAACGCUGCACCCGGGAGAUCAAAAUCAGGACGAUGAAAAUCUACACUCUGUCUCUAUAGAGUCAGUGGACAGCGACAAUGCCAAAGAGGAGUGGAAACAGAUUCUUGACCUGCUGUGGAGUGACCCCAUGGUUCAAGAUGGCUGCAUGCCCAAUGAGGUGAGAGGAGGAGGUUGCUACUGGGGUCCUGAUGUGACCGAGGACUUCUUGAACAGACACAACCUGCAGCUGCUGAUCCGCUCCCACGAGUGCAAACAAGAGGGGUACGAGUUCUGUCACAACCGCAAGGUUUUGACUUUAUUUUCUGCCUCUAAUUACUAUGAUGUUGGAAGCAAUAGAGGUGCCUACGUGAAGCUGGGGCCAGAUCUUGUGCCGUAUAUGGUUCAAUACCAGGCCACCAGCAUGACUCGAGAGCUCACAGUGAGACAGAGUGUGGGGCGUACUGAGCGCUCGGCUCUCAAAGUCCUACGAGAACAACUGUUUGCGCACAAGUCUGACCUCCUGAGUGCCUUCAGAGCGUAUGACACAGAGAACUCAGGCUUGAUAAAUCUGAGUGACUGGGCGGAUGCAGUGGAGAGUGUGAUGCACCUGGGCCUGCCCUGGAGGAUGCUGCGCUCUCAGCUGGUUACAUGUAAAUCCAGUGAAGGAAUGAUCAGCUACUAUGAGUGGUUCAACGAGCUCACCAUCAAAAAACCUCAGACUGAUCACAUUGAUGAGGGCUUGAUAGAAACGCUGUACCGCCACCGCUCCACUAUAGAGACCAUCUUCAGAAUUGUAGACACAGACAAUUCAGGUUUUAUUACAAUAGAAGACUUCGGGCAAACAUGGAAGCUUUUGAGCAUCUACCUUAAAAUGGAGAUCACUGAUGACGCUAUCUCUGACCUGGCCGUGACUAUUGACAGUAACCAUGACGGCUGUAUAGACAUAGAUGAGUUCAUGGAGGCUUUUCGUCUCACGGACAAAAAAAGUCGCCUGGAACGCGGCCGCAGCAUGUUUAUGGGAACGGCAACAGAUUUAACCAAACUUGAAGGAGAUCCCAACAUUUGAAAAGACAAGUGCAAAUUCGGUUUGACUGGUGAGGCCAACAAGCUGCUGUAUGACGCAAUAAGACGUGGGUGGCUCCAGCCCCAAUGAUGCCUUCAAGGAUCAUGCGGGAUUUAGAGCAACAUUCAGGCUUGGAAA
This is a messenger RNA of Boleophthalmus pectinirostris (great blue-spotted mudskipper), 2349 nucleotides long. Its product is annotated as serine/threonine-protein phosphatase with EF-hands 2-like. Bases 1 to 2214 code for a protein of 737 amino acids. The transcript has 17 exons. The record is from RefSeq and is a predicted model, not a curated record. Lineage: Eukaryota; Metazoa; Chordata; Actinopteri; Gobiiformes; Gobiidae. Gene Ontology annotation, cellular component: cytosol; nucleus. Gene Ontology annotation, molecular function: calcium ion binding; manganese ion binding; protein serine/threonine phosphatase activity. Gene Ontology annotation, biological process: negative regulation of MAPK cascade; detection of stimulus involved in sensory perception.